AUGGCUGGAGGCUGGUCUGGUGUGAUUCUAGCGGAUUUCUGGAUUCCUCUUCUGAUUUUUUCAGGUGCCACCGUUAUCAUCCAAUUCGUCACUUUUAUUUACUGCAUCAAGGUCUAUCUUUCAUCUCUCGCAGAUAGUUCAAGUACCACGGAAAACUCAGGCGUUCUACCUUCGUACACUAACAGUGUACGUACCGUCUCACCACGGCAGGCAUAUCGUCGAGUUCGCCGAGUGAUUGAGUUACAAUGGAGAGGUAUCGCGAUAGUAUUAGUGAUUGUUGCCGAUGUCAUCUUUUUUGCGAUCGUGUUUGUCUUCAUGGAUGAUCUAGAAACGAAUAUCCUCAAGGAUCCCAAAAAGGCUGAACAAUGGUUAACAUGCUUACUUCAAACUGCUGGAAAAAAAGAAGAGUGUUUGUCGAUAGCGAGUGAUCUGGUCGUGAACGAAGCUACCGUUGGUGCAGUUCUCGUCUUGCUAUCCUUCAAUGGUUUCUGGGCAGCAUUAUUCCUGGGAAGGAAAGCAAUGUUCACAGGCUGGAUUGAGAUGUAUCGCAGCAAAAUGAGGCCCAACAAUGAAUUCGUUAGUGCCGACGUUCACGCUUUCAAGGAUCCUAGGGCAUACGAAAUGCUCGAUAAAAAUCGAGACCAACGCGAUAGCAAGACCAUGGAGGCAUGCGAAACUCCGUGUGUCCUCACUCCCGUUUCACCCAUUCGAAAAAGUGGUCGAGAAACACCAGACUACUUUGGCAGGGAAGCAAGAUACAAAUCACCAUCACGCUCAUUCUCGAAACCCCAUCCUCCCCAGUCAUGGGAUUCAACCUCAACAUUCGCUCCACCCAUGGAUGCACACAACACGAAGAAAUUUUGA
Sclerotinia sclerotiorum 1980 UF-70 is the source of this 864-nucleotide messenger RNA. RefSeq lists its product as hypothetical. The record is from RefSeq and is a predicted model, not a curated record. The coding region runs from base 1 to 864 and encodes 287 amino acids. NCBI's taxonomy places the organism in Eukaryota, Fungi, Ascomycota, Leotiomycetes, Helotiales, Sclerotiniaceae. The transcript is spliced from 3 exons.